Molecule: messenger RNA, 339 nt
Organism: Rotaria sordida
Lineage: Eukaryota; Metazoa; Rotifera; Eurotatoria; Philodinida; Philodinidae
Source: the annotation of a GenBank genome assembly
AUGAUUAAAGAAUGGAAACGUGAUAUUGAUGCCCGACGAGAUGAAACAAGAAACUAUUUAAUUUUAGGCGAAGAUACUCUGGAAGUACGAGAUGAUGAAACACAGAUUGAAAUCGUAGGUAAUGAAAUUCCAACAAGCCCAAUUAAAACGAAAGUUGCAACAGUCCCGUCUGUGAUUGCAACCAAUGCGAUUUUAUUUCCUACAAAACAGGAUAUCGUCAAACAAUUUACGAUAAAUACACAGCAAAAAUAUGCUUUUAUGAUUGUUACUAGUCACUUAGAUGGUGAACAUUAUGCUUCUACCGGUAUGUUAUCUGGAUUUCGUUGUUGUAAGGUUUAG